AUGGUCAUCAAGACAGACCUGUGCGCAUACACCGAGUACCGCAUUUACCCAGGAUGCGGCAAGCGGUUUGUGGCGAGAGACGGCAAGGUGCACUUCUUCAUCAGCUCCAAGGUCGCCUCCCUGCACCACCAGAGGAUCAAGCCGGUGAGGCUGCGCUGGACCCAGGCGUGGCGGCGCAUGAACAAGAAGGGCAAGGUCGACGAGAACCAGAAGAAGCGCACCCGAAAGGCGCAAAAGUUUCAGAAAGCCAUCGUCGGCAUGUCCCUCGACGACAUCAAGAAGAAGAAGGCUCAGAAGCCCGAGCUGCGGCAGCAGGCGAAGGAGCAGGCGGCGAAGGAGGCCAAGGCGCGUCAGGCCACGAAGGCGACCAAGCCGAAGGCUGCCGCGCCCAAGGGCAAGGCCGACAGCAAGGCGCCGAAGGCCAAGGACAUGAAGGGCGGCGCGCAGAACAAGAGCAAGGCGCCCAAGAUGCCCGGGAAGAUGUGA
This is a messenger RNA of Prorocentrum cordatum, 486 nucleotides long. The record is from the annotation of a GenBank genome assembly. NCBI's taxonomy places the organism in Eukaryota, Dinophyceae, Prorocentrales, Prorocentraceae.